Chiloscyllium plagiosum (whitespotted bambooshark) is the source of this 3083-nucleotide messenger RNA. It is a transcript of the gene col9a3, whose product is annotated as collagen, type IX, alpha 3. NCBI's taxonomy places the organism in Eukaryota, Metazoa, Chordata, Chondrichthyes, Orectolobiformes, Hemiscylliidae. The record is from RefSeq and is a predicted model, not a curated record.
CCUCUCUGUGCUGCCCGAUUCGCUGGUUCUCUCCAGCGGCUCACAGUUUGGCUUGUCCCGGCGUUAGCAGCCGGACCUCCCCCCUCCCCACCCACCACCCCCUCCUCCCCAGGAGCUGUCAAUCAGAGGGGAUGGGGCAGAGACCGGCUGCUCGCUGCCUCGGGAGUUACUGGUUUAUCUGGAUCCAGAUUACUACCAGGAGCUGAGAGCAAGGGCGAGGAGGGAGCUAUGGCCAUGAUCAGGGCCCUGGGGCUGCUGGUAAUCUCCCAGCUCCUGCUAAAGGCCGGAGCCCAGGAGCUGAUUGUAGAACCUUUCGGACCGAGUGGGCCCGCGGGACCCCCGGGCAAGGACGGGAUUGAUGGUGAGCCGGGACCAGCGGGUUUGCCAGGCCCUCCGGGUGUACCAGGGGAACCAGGAGACCCCGGGAGUCCUGGACCUCCUGGCCUUGCUGGCCUUCCAGGAAUCGAUGGUCUGCCUGGUCCGGAUGGAACUGCUGGUGCUGAUGGAGCCCUUGGUGAAAGGGGAGACCCCGGACCACCAGGACCACCAGGCGUGUCCAGAUUAACAGAGCCGGGGAGGAUUGGCGAUCCGGGGUCUCAAGGAGAUGUUGGACUGCCAGGUGCCCAGGGCCCACAAGGACAACGGGGUGAAGAUGGUCUACCUGGACUUCCAGGACCACCUGGACCUCCCGGACCCCCGGGUGAGCCUGGUCUUUACACAGGAGAAGGAAGUGGUGACUUUUCUUGCCCGGCUGUCUGCCCUCCUGGUCCUGCUGGUCCUCCGGGAAUGCCUGGCUUCAAGGGACACACAGGGCACAAGGGAGAGCGUGGAGAACCAGGCAAAAGAGGUGCCCAGGGGGAUUCUGGACCUCCCGGCGUGUCAGGUAUCCCUGGACCAAUCGGAUUACAGGGUCCUCGAGGAUUGAGAGGCCUUCCUGGGAAGCCUGGGCCUACCGGUGACAGGGGUCCCACAGGAUUCCAUGGACCAGUCGGUCCUCCUGGUCCUCCUGGCAAAGUUGGAGAUAAAGGUCCCAAAGGACACAUUGGAUUCCAAGGAACAAAGGGAGAUCCGGGCAAGAUUGGUCCCAGAGGUCUGCCUGGAGUCGCAGGACACAAGGGUGAACUGGGAAUUCCAGGUCGGGAUGGACGAGACGGAAAUCCAGGAAUCAAUGGUGAAAAGGGCGAGCCUGGACGGAACGGGGCUCCUGGAGAGAAAGGUCCAGUGGGACAGCCAGGAUUACCUGGAAAGCCAGGACCUGAAGGGGCCAGUGGUGAACCGGGAAGUCAAGGUCCAAUGGGUGGUCCAGGACCCCAAGGACCUCCUGGGAGUGCGGGACCUUUGGGAGACUCAGGAAUGAUGGGAGAACGUGGACCAAGAGGAGUUGAUGGGGAGAUGGGACCUCCUGGGGGACGUGGAAUCCGGGGUCGGAGAGGCUUCCAGGGUCGUAAAGGUGAAAGUGGUGAGCCAGGUGUCCCAGGACCUACAGGAAUCCGUGGGGACUUUGGGGAAAGGGGCCCUGUUGGAGCAUCAGGUCCCAAAGGUAACCAGGGACUUGCAGGUUCUGAUGGACUUCCAGGAGAAAAAGGAGAAAUGGGUCAGCCAGGACCACAGGGACAGAAGGGAGAGCCAGGAGUUCGUGGUGAGGUGGGGCCUAAGGGGAACCCUGGUCCAGCUGGGGUUCCUGGGACAGAUGGUGUUCCUGGUCCUCCUGGGCCAGUGGGUAUAGCCGGAGAGCGUGGCAUCCCCGGAACUUCUGGAAAACCAGGUUCUCCUGGAAAACUUGCAAGUGAGCAACAGAUCCGGGAACUCUGUCACAGCCUGAUCAGUGAUCAGAUUGCAUUGUUAGCUAAUAAUCUGAGAAGGCCAAUGGCCCCUGGAAUGAUAGGAAGACGUGGCCCCCCUGGUCUUCCAGGUCCACCAGGGCCAAAGGGCGGAGUUGGCCAUCCAGGCAGACGAGGUCCACCAGGAUUGACUGGACCAUCUGGAGAACUUGGUGACACAGGCCCGCGAGGUGACCAUGGUGUAAAGGGAGACAAGGGAGUUAUCGGUAAAUCUCUUGGUGGCUUAGUAGGACCUCAAGGGCCGGCAGGGCCCCCAGGAGUCAUGGGACUGAGUAAGAAUGGGCGAGAUGGAGCACAAGGGGACCCAGGCCCUCCAGGAGAGUCAGGACGACCUGGAAGAAAUGGCGCUAUGGGAACACCAGGAAUCUGCGAUACCUCGGCCUGCCAGGGAGCUAUUGCAGCAGUAAAAUCAGGGUCUCCUAAAAAGUCAUGAAGAGUGUGAUCACAUAAGAAAAUAAGAAGAUAACUUGAAACGAAGCCCAGUUCCUCCUGAGAUUGAGUGAAUCGAAAGAGACAACAAAAUCAAGGACAAUUUAUCAACAUUUUGGCUCCUGAUAUCUAAAUGUCUUAUAAAUAUGUUUGAGAAGGUGCUAAAAACAGACACUUUGCUUUUUACCAUAUGUUCCUUCAUCAUUUUUCCAAUUCUGUUUGAGAUCUGUAAAGACUAUCUGCCUUUUCUGGUUCGAAUGUUCCGUUUUUUAAAAUACUUAUUUCUUUAGUUUGGCUCCUCCAUUUGCUCUCAUUGUUUCUUACAAAAUACUAUUAAUUAGAAAUGCUUACCUCAAUUAGACACACCCUAUUGUAAUUAUUGGUGUUACAACAUCUGAACUGUGAGGGGUUACACUGUACAUAUGAUAUAAAUCUAAUGGUUAUAGUGUUUUGUAUAGUACCCUAAAUUUAAAACCAGCAACUCUAAAUUUCAGACAUUUAAGUAACCAGUGUUAUCGACAAAUGAGAUUUAUAGUAUUUGUGCCCACAUUUUUUUCUCUUUCCUGAAUGUUCAUUUUUCCUAGUUUAAUAAUUUUUUUGUGGAAAUUACAAGUUUUUGUGAAUUCUAAGUAACAAUUUAUGGCUUGUUGUUACUAUAUUCUGUCCCAUUUUGUAACAUUUUCCAUAAAUUAAUAAAUCCCUGUCAUACUCCUGCAUCCACAAUGAACGGUAACCAAUUAGUAUCCUUGAUUUUAAAAUAAUAUUUAUUAAUUGUGGGUGCCUGUUGUCUGUAAAAUAAAGCUGUUACCACCA